UCAAGAAAGUGGAAUCUCCGAUAAACUCUCUCUAUCUGCUCGGCUUUUAUCAACUCAUAAAUCAUGUAGGUUGAUACUGAGUCUUGAACACCUGGUGAACUGGUGAGGAGUUCACAGUCUCCCAUUGAACGAGUGUUUGUAGGAUUUUCCAGACGGCAAAAAUGGCCGAGAAGAAAAUUGAAGGAUUCGGAGUUGAGUUGCAGAAAAUCGAGUAUAGCUCUAUUCUCGACUGGCUGGUGCGCUUCCAUGAUCCGGUGAACCUGUAUCGAGCACAUCCGUCGUAUUUCUACUGCCAGGCUGUUUUCCUCCUGGGAGCGCUAAUAAUCGCUGUUCACUGCAUUCGAAAGGGUGGGCGAUGGCCUUAUCUCUUCCUGGCAGCAAUCGGGCAGGGACUCGUCGUGGAAUUGCUGUCUUACUGGGUACCUCACAUCGAUAACUUUUGGCAAGGACUGGCGCCAGUCAUGUUCUUGGGCCUCAGACUCCCGCUAUACAUUAUCUUCCUCUAUCCUGUCUUCUACUACCACGCCUGCUGGGCAGUGUCCAAGCUCAAACUGCGCUGUGGCCUGGUCGAGCACUUGGCUGUGGGAUUGCUGGUGGUGCUCAUCGAUUUGCCUUACGAUAUCAUAGGCGCCAAGUUCGUGCACUGGAUCUGGCACGACACUGAUCCUAACAUCGAGCAUCGCCACUACUGGGUUCCCUGGAACUCAUACUACUUCCACGCCUGCUUCGCCGCCUUCUGGUCGUUCAUCUUCCACUCCUCUAGGCGCUGGAUGGUCGGCAAGAGCCUCCCGAAAUGGGAAGCUGGGCCAUUCAAGGCAGAAAUAUUCUCUGUCAUUCUCGCGUCUUUCCUGGGAAUGCCCGGAGGAUGUAUCUUCUUCAUCAUACUCUAUCAUCCCUUCCACGACCUCUUCAAUGUGCACUCAGAAGUCACAUCUGUGACUCUUCUAGUCAUCUUCAUGGUCAUCGUGUGGAAAUUCGACAGGAACUCCUUGAGAAACGGCAUCUUAGAGAAGAUGAAGCUUCUAGACUGGAUCUUGCUGCUUCAUCUGGUGCUGCACUACCUCACCUUCCUCUUCACGGCUGUCCUGUUCAAUCCAGAGGACGUGGUUGCGAUGGGACUCCAUGAGCCCGUUGGGGAUUGCGACAAGAUCGUGCCGGUGCACGGACUAUUCAAGACGCUGCAGAAGAGGCAGUUCCUCUGCGUGACAGACUACGAUGAGAAGUACUACGACUUCCACUGCCUGCCUGGAAAGAAGCUGCCCAAGGAGGGGAGCGUCUGGUACACAGUCUGCGGAUCACCAUUCGAAAAUCGCGUGGAGUACAUCUUGAUACUGUCGCUGAUCGCCUUCGUGGCGUUCGUCGUCUUCUCGUCUAUCCACCUGGACAGGAAGCAGCAAAGCGCUCCGGAAGCGUCCAAGAAGAAAGUCAAAGUCAAGUGA
Molecule: messenger RNA, 1439 nt
Organism: Phlebotomus argentipes
Lineage: Eukaryota; Metazoa; Arthropoda; Insecta; Diptera; Psychodidae
Exons: 3
Coding region: 162-1439 (425 amino acids)
Source: RefSeq, a predicted model, not a curated record